Gavialis gangeticus (Gharial) is the source of this 11076-nucleotide messenger RNA. RefSeq names its product cubilin (gene CUBN). Bases 50 to 10948 code for a protein of 3632 amino acids. The record is from RefSeq and is a predicted model, not a curated record. Lineage: Eukaryota; Metazoa; Chordata; Crocodylia; Gavialidae. The transcript has 67 exons. Gene Ontology annotation, molecular function: calcium ion binding.
CUGUUUCAUUUUAACUUGCUGCUCAACCCAUGGAAAUUGGCAGUGAGCAAUGCUUUGGCCAGCUCCUUUUCCUUUGCUUUUGGUUGUACUUUCUGGAUUAAGCUGUGAAUCGAACCAGUAUGAAAAAAAGAGGCACAUAAGGACUGUUUUUAAUGAACAGCCUCGCAUGUCCUCAGAGAGGGGUAAUUUAGUGUUCCAUACUGGGUCUGCUAAAAAUAUUGAGUUUCGAACUGGAUCACAGGGGAAAAUAAAAAUUAAUGAAGAUGACCUUGCAGAACUUUUUAGUCAGAUCAGAAAAAAUAAAGACGAGAUACUAGAAUUAAAAAGAAGUGCUGGUAUCCCUCAAAAUGUAUCCAGCCAGGUCAUUCUGAUGAAUUCCAAGAUUAUGAAUCUUGAGGGCAGACUUCAAAGCUUGGAGCAGGCUGUCCAGAGAAAAGCUUGUAGUAGCAACCCCUGUCAGAAUUCUGGAACCUGUCUAAAUCUUCUGGAUGCCUUCUUUUGUCUUUGUCCCAGUAACUGGCAGGGCCCACUCUGUUCAGUUGAUGUUAAUGAAUGUCAGAUUUAUGCUGGAACAGCACUAGGUUGCCAGAACGGAGCUACAUGUGUGAACACACCAGGCAGUUACAGCUGCAUCUGUACCCCAGAAACCUAUGGGCCUCAUUGUACCUCAAAAUUUGAUGACUGCCAAGGGGGAUCUCGGGAUCUCUGUGAGCAUGGUGUCUGCAUAGAUGCAGACAGAAAGCAGCCCAGUGAGCCAAAAUACCACUGUAUCUGUGAGGCCGGUUGGAUGUCUCCACCAGGUAGUUCUGCCUGCAGUGCUGAUAUAGAUGAAUGCAGUCUUCCUAAUCCCCCAUGUUCGCAGAAUCCUCCUGUUCGGUGCUACAACACUCCAGGAUCUUACUAUUGCGGGCCUUGUCCCACAGGUUGGCAAGGAAAUGGCUACAGUUGCCAAGAUAUUAAUGAAUGUGAAAGGGAGAAUGGCGGUUGUUCAAUAGUACCAAUGGUUCAUUGUAUUAACACUAUGGGAUCAUUCCACUGUGGUCUUUGCCCACCAGGUUAUGAAGGAGAUGGAAAAAUAUGUACCCAGGUUGACAUCUGCUUAAUAAAUAAUGGAGGUUGUCAUUCUUUGGCAUCCUGUACUUCCAUUCCAGGUCUGAUACCUGCCUGCAUCUGCCCAUCAGGGUACACUGGGAGUGGCCACGGACCAAAUGGAUGUAUCCCCCUCAGUGAUAUUUGUCAGCGUCAAAACCCUUGUGUGAAUGGGCAGUGCUUAGCUACACUCUCUGGAUAUUUCUGUCUGUGUGAUCUGGGAUGGACAGGCACUAAUUGUACAGAAAACAUAAAUGAAUGUAGUAGCAACCCUUGUCAGAAUGGUGGGAGCUGCACUGAUGGAAUUAAUGGUUACUCCUGUGAAUGCACAAAUACUUGGACUGGACCUCAAUGUCAGAUUCCUCGGCAGGUGUGUGGAGGAUACCUCUCAGGUUCCAGUGGGACAUUCAGCUACCCUAACAGUCCAAGCAGUCAGCGAUAUGAUAACCGGGUCAGUUGUGCUUGGGUUAUCCGAAUUAACCCCAACAAGAUCCUGCGUAUUACUUUCCUAUUCUUCCAACUGGAAGCUAGCAACGACUGUAAUGGUGACUUCCUUCAAAUUCAUGAUGGGGACUCAGCCUCUGCGCACAUGCUAGGAAAAUACUGUGGCUCAUCUCACCCUACUGAGCUUUUUAGUAGCCACAAUUCUUUGUAUUUCUGGUUCCGUUCUGACCACACUGGGAAUGCAGGGGGAUUUACAGUGAAAUGGGAGUCUCGAGAACCCGAAUGUGGUGGUGAACUUACAAGUAUUUACGGUUCAAUAUAUACGCCAGGAUAUCCUGGUAACUACCCUCCUAAUAGAGAUUGUUAUUGGAGCAUCUCAACCAAUCCUGGUCUUCUCAUCACAUUUGCCUUUGGCACACUAAGUCUUGAACAUCAUGAUAAUUGCAGCCAAGACUAUCUGGAGAUUCGAGAUGGCCUCCUUCCACAAGAUCCCAUCCUCGGUAAAUACUGUAGCACUCGUUCUCCACCCCCACUCCAGACCAGUGGUCCAUCUGCAUGGCUUCACUUUCAUUCUGAUGGAGCAGUCAGUGACACAGGCUUCCACAUCAUCUAUACCACAUCACCUUCAGAUCCCAACUGUGGAGGAAAUUACACUGAUAGUGUGGGGGUUAUCAUGUCCCCCUUCUGGCCUAAUCCUUAUAUUAACAACAGGCAAUGUAUCUAUAUUAUUAGACAACCAGAGAAUGAAAAAAUAUACCUCAACUUCACACACAUGGAAGUUCAGAGUCACAACAGCUGUUCUUGGAAUUACAUUGAGGUUCGAGAUGGUGACAAUGAGAUGUCUCCUCUCAUUAACAAAUUCUGUGGCAGCACUUUUCCUUCCCCAAUCACUUCUGCUAGCAACAGUCUCUGGAUCAAGUUCAAGUCAGAUGCUUCAGUGCAAAGGGCCAGCUUCAGGGCAGUUUAUGAAGUUGCUUGUGGUGGUGCACUGUCUGGAGAAGGUGUUAUACAUUCCCCUUACUUUCCAAGGAUGUCCUCCCGUCCAAAGACCUGUGAGUGGAUCAUCUCCCAGGCAGAUGGCAAAGUAGUGAUUCUUACUUUUAUUGACUUCGGCAUUCGGAAUAUCACUACCUGCUACUCCGAUUAUGUUGAGGUCAGGGAUGGCAACAGCACAGAUUCUCGUCUCCUGGGGAAAUACUGUGGUACAGCUCUACCUUCUGUCACACAGUCUACACAAAGCUAUCUCUAUGUCAAAUUCAGAUCUUCCUCUGUUACAAACCUUGGCUUCAUGGCUGAAUAUCGGCCAUUAGAUACAGCAUGUGGGGAGAUUCUCACUGGACCAGAAGGAACCAUCACAAGCCCUGGUCAUCCAAGCAUUUAUCCACAUGGUGUCAAAUGCACAUGGACUAUCUCAGUCCAGCCUGGGCAUCUUAUCCAUCUGACGUUCACAUCUUUUAACUUGGAAUUUGAGUACAAUUGCAGAAGCGAUUUUCUUGAAGUAUAUGACAAUGGUACAAUGACAAAGAUGGGAAGGUACUGUGGAAGGUCAAUUCCACCAUUGCUCACCAGUGGUGGCAACAUAAUGACACUGUACUUCGUGACGGAUCACACCAUUGCCUCUGAAGGGUUCUCAGCUAAUUAUAACUCAGUGAAUGCUUCCAAAGUGUGUUCACACGAAUACAAUAGUGACACUGGUGUGAUAACGUCACCGAACUAUCCCAAUAACUACCCAGUCAGGGCUCAGUGCAUAUAUAGGAUCACAGUGAGAACCAACAAACAAAUUGUGCUGCGCUUCACCAAUUUCACCUUGGAAGGAAAUAAACGCUGUUCAUCGGAUUACGUAGAAAUCAGAGAUGGAGGCUACAAGACAUCACCAUUCCUUGGAAAAUACUGUGGCUUAACUCUGCCACCUGUUAUUGUCUCCCACAGUAACAGACUGUGGAUAAAGUUUGUAAGUGAUGUGUAUGGCACAAAAACUGGAUUUUCGGCUUACUGGGAUGGAACAUCAACGGGAUGUGGAGGGACUCUCACAACUCCAUCUGGCAACUUCAUGUCUCCAAAUUAUCCUAUGCCUUAUUACCGCAAUUCAGAAUGUUAUUGGUUGCUGAAAUCAAGCCGAGGCAGUCCAUUUGAAAUCCAGUUUGAACAGUUCCACCUGGAGCCCCAUCCCAAAUGCACCUUUGAUUACUUGGCUGUAUAUGAUGGCAACAGUACCAGUGCUAAGCUGCUGGGUAAAUUUUGUGGGAGUCGGACACCAGACACAAUUCGCUCCACUGGGGAUACUUUGUACAUGAAACUAAGGACAGAUAGCAGCUUGCAAGGUGGAGGUUUCCUUGCUAAGUACAAACAAAUUUGCCAAGGGGUAGUGAUUGUCAAUCGUAGCUAUGGCAUCUUGGAAAGUUUAAACUAUCCAAAUAAUUACCCUCUAAAUGAACAAUGCAGCUGGACCAUCAACACUACAAUGGGCAACACAUUGAAUUAUAGUUUUACAGCCUUUGAUUUAGAAGAAGGAUCCAACUGUGACCUUGACUACUUGAAGCUCUAUGAUGGACCCAGCACCCAGUCCAACUUGAUAAACACUUUUUGUGGAAAUACCAUUCCCCUUGUAGGGAGCACCACAGGAACCAGUCUUCAUGUGGAGUUUUACUCUGAUGGAAUCACCUCUAAAAGUGGGUUCCAGAUGCUGUGGUAUAUCAAUGGUUGUGGCAGAGAGCUCUCUGGGCCUUCAGGAUCUUUCCAUAGUCCUGGCUACCCAAACAGAUACCCAAGCAACAGAGAAUGUAUCUGGUACAUUCACACAGCACCUAAGAGCAGCAUCCAGCUGACCAUUCAGGAAUUCGAUAUUGAAUAUCAUCCAAACUGCAGCUAUGAUGUUUUGGAGAUCUAUGGUGGGCCAGAUUUUUGGGCUCCUAGACUGGCCCAGCUGUGUGUGUCAAGAUCAGCACAGAACCCACUACAAGUCUCUAGUACUGGCAAUGCCGUUGCAAUCCGAUUCAAGACAGACAGAUAUGUGAAUGGAAAGGGAUUCAAUGCAACUUGGCAAGAGAUACCAGGAGGUUGUGGAGGUGUUUUUCAAGCUACCAGUGGUGAAAUUCAUUCUCCAAACUACCCUAAUCCUUAUAAUGACAACACUGACUGUUCAUGGGUUAUCCAAGUUGACUAUGGCCAUCGCGUUCUACUGAACUUCACAGAUUUUGACAUUGAACCUCACCAUGCCUGCAAUUAUGAUAAUGUUUCUGUGUUUGAUGGUCCAAACAGUGAAGCCCCUAUUCUUGGAAACCUCUGUGGCAGUCAGCAUCCUACUCCCAUCACAGCCACCCAGAACAUUAUGUUUGUUCGACUGCGCUCUGACAGCAGCCGGCAGCACCGGGGUUUCAGCGCUUACUUUUCUGAAGCAUGUGGAAGACUCAUAGAGACAGAUUCAGUUGGUGCAGCAAUUUCCUCUCCUCUGUAUCCUGCCAAGUAUCCAAACAAUCAGAACUGCAGCUGGAUUAUUCGAGCCCAGGAGCCAUUCAACCAUGUUACACUGUCAUUCACUGAUUUUGCUACUGAAGACAGCAGAAAUAACUGUACUACAGAUUUUGUAGAGCUUUUGGAAGGUGAUAAUUAUGAAGCUCCUCUUCAAGGCCGUUACUGUGGCAUUACCAUGCCACAUCCUGUCACUUCUUUUGGCAAUGCAUUGGUGGUGAAUUUUGUCUCCAAUAAUGCCAGUACUGCCAAAGGCUUCCGUGCUACCUAUGCUGCAUCAGUCUCAUCCUGUGGGGGUACCUUGCACAUGGACAGAGGAGCCUUCAACAGCCCCAACUAUCCUGAUUCUUAUCCCCUGAACACUGAAUGUGUCUGGAACAUUCUCAGCUCCCCUGGCAACCGGCUCCAGCUGUCCUUCAAAAUAUUCCAGCUGGAAAAUAGUGAAAGCUGCACUAAGGAUUAUCUUGAGAUUCGUGAAGGGAAUGAGAGAGGACAGCUGAUAGGACGAUACUGUGGGGAAUCCUUACCUUUAAAUUACACCUCCAUCGUUGGACACAUCCUGUGGAUUAAAUUUGUCUCGGAUGGCUCAGGCAGCAAUGUUGGCUUUUGGGCCACAUUUGCUCAUUUAUAUGGAAAUGAUAUUGUAGGAAAUAGUGGGCAAAUUGCUUCUCCACUGUGGCCCAGAAAUUAUCCACACAAUGCCAAUUAUGAGUGGAAGAUAAUGGUGAAUGCUUCUCAAGUAAUCCGAGGUCAGGUUGUAGAGAUGGACAUUGAAGAUCAUCAUAACUGCAAUUACGAUAAAUUAAAGGUCUAUGAUGGGCCCAGCAUCCACUCACGACCUCUUUCAACAUACUGUGGGGUAGUCCCUUCGUCUUUCACUUCCUCUGGCAGUUCUAUCACACUCCAGUUCCAGUCAGACUACUCCGUGAAUGGAAAGGGCUUCCUUUUGGAGUGGCAUGCCAUGGAAGCUUCUACAGCAACUCCACACCAUGUUGUUAGAGGUGCAUGCGGUGGUAUUGUAACAACAGGAGAAACCCCUUUGUUCCUCUUCUCCCCAGGCUGGCCUAGGAAGUACAGAAAUUUUGCUGACUGUGUCUGGCUUAUCAGAGCUCCAGAGUCCACUGUGGAGUUCAACAUCCUGUCCCUAGACAUAGAAUCUCACAGUUCAUGCAACUAUGACAAGCUUGUUAUCAGAGAUGGGGACACUAGCCUUUCUCCAGUACUGGCCACGGUAUGUGGUCGUGAAGUUCCUGGGCCAAUAAGAUCUUCAGGAGACGCAAUGUUCAUUCAUUUUACUGCUGAUGCAAGUAUCACUGGAUUUGGAUUUAAUGCUUCUUAUCACAAAAGUUGUGGUGGCUAUUUGCAUGCAGACAGGGGUGUGAUCACAUCCCCCAACUAUCCCCAAACCUAUGUGCCUAACCUCAAUUGUUCCUGGCAUGUCUUGGUAACCACCGGAUUCAUCAUUGCUGUGAAUUUUGAACAGCCAUUCCAGGUUCAGGGUGAGGAUGCUUCUUGCAGCCAUGGGGACUAUGUUGAGCUUAAAAAUGGAAUGGAUGACUCUGCCCCACCACUGGGGACCACAGGAGGGAAUGGACAGAUCUGUGGUAGCAGUCCCUUUUCUACUAUGUACACCACAGAAAAUCAGCUGUUUGUCCGCUUCAUUUCUGACGGCAACAAUGAGGGCCAAGGGUUCAAACUGAAGUAUGAGGCUAAGAAUAUGGCAUGUGGAGGGAAUAUCUAUAUCAGUGACUCCAACCCCACUGGAUAUGUAUCUUCCCCCAGUUAUCCUAACAACUAUCCACAGCAUGCUGACUGCAUCUGGACUAUAACGACUCCUAAUGGACAGGCAGUGGAGCUCCGGUUUGAAGAUCAGUUUUACAUUGAACCUUCACCAAACUGUAGUCUUAGUUACCUUGAGCUACGCAAUGGAGCUGACAGCAAUGCACCAAUGAUUGCAAAACUGUGUGGAAGCUCUCUGCCAGGCAUUCAAAGGUCUUCAGGUGGUGUCAUGUACAUGAAAUUCAGAACUGACAAUGGUGCCACACACAUUGGAUUCAAUGUUAAGUACUCAAGAGCUCCGUGUGGUGGAACAGUGACAGGACAAAAUGGUGUAAUCGAAACCGUAGGAUUCCCUGAUCUUCACUAUCAAGACAAUUUGUUGUGUGAAUGGUUUCUCCAUGGACCUAGAGGGCAUUAUCUGACCAUUAGUCUAGAAGAACUAAACAUUCAGAAUUCUCCUGGGUGUGCAAAUGACUUUGUGGAGAUCCGAGAGUAUAAUGCUUCUGGGAAUUUAUUGGCCAGAUAUUGUGGUACUACUGUUCCUGAUGCAGUGGACACCUCUGACAGUUUUGCUUACAUCAGAUUCGUCACAGAUGGAUUUGUCAACGCCCCAGGAUUCAGGUUGCGUUUUGAUGCUAGCAUUGAAGAGUGCGGAGGGGAUCUCAGUGCACCUGUCGGGACAUUCACUUCUCCCAACUAUCCAAGCCCGUACCCACACAACCGAGUGUGUGAAUGGAGGAUCACUGUACAGGAAAGACGACGGGUCACUCUCACCAUUGAUGAUAUGAGGAUUGAAGACCAGCUGGGAUGCAGAUCAGAUUAUAUGGCUGUUUAUAAUGGCCUCAGACGAAAUUCUCCCAGACUAGCCAAACUGUGUGGGGAUGGAAAUCUGGGUACUCAAUUGAAAUCCUCAGGAAAUACAAUGAAAGUAGUUUUGGUCACUGAUGCAUCCAGUUCAACUAGAGGCUUCAGUGUUUCAUAUACUUCUAGUGAAGAAGCAGUUUGUGGUGGAACCCUCAUGAAACCUGAAGGAGGGAAUUUUACUUCUCCAGGUUAUGAUGGCAUCCAAAAUUACACAAGUAACUUGAACUGUGAGUGGACCAUUGAAAAUCCAUCCCAUUACAAUUCAUCCACAUAUAUCUUCUUUGCAUCUUUCCACUUGGAACAGCACCAGGACUGCCAGUUUGAUUACCUAGAGCUACGAAUAGGGGAUGCUGACGGAGAGCUAAUAGCCAGACUCUGCGGCCAGACAACGCCUACAGUGCCACUAGUGGUAGCUGCUCCUCGGAUCUGGGUUCACUUCAGAAGUGAUGAACAUGUAGAAAACAGAGGAUUCUCUGCUUAUUACAUAUUUGAGCCUUGUGGUGGCAUACAGACAGGGGAAAAUGGAGUUCUCUCUAGUCCUAACUACCCAGAACCUUACAACAAUUUUAAUCGCUGUUCUUGGUUGCUGGUAGCGCCUGAAGGUCAAACCAUCACUCUCAGCUUUACAGCUUUUGCUGUUGAACAGCACUCAGUCUGCCGCUGGGAUUCAGUCACGAUUCUGAAUGGUGGCUCGCCUGGUUCUCCUAUCAUAGGACAGUAUUGUGGAACUGUAUCUCCUGGAACCAUUCAGUCUGGUUCCAGCAAGCUAGUGGUGAUUUUUAACUCAGCCCAUUCAGUGCAAGGAGGUGGAUUUUAUGCAACAUGGACAGCAGAGUCUUUAGGAUGUGGUGGAAUCAUUCAUUCAGAUAAUGGUACGAUCAAGUCUCCCCAUUGGCCACAAAAUUUUCCCAUGAAUACCAGAUGCACAUGGACUAUCAUCACUCAUGAAAGCAAACACCUGGAGAUGAGCUUUGACAAUAACUUCCAGAUCCCUAAUAGCAAUGGGGAAUGCCAGCACAGUUAUGUGAAGGUGUGGAGAGGAAAUAAUGAAGAGGAAGCAUCUUUGCUAGCCACAGGAUGUGGAAGUUCAGCUCCUGGCUCUGUUAUUGCUCCUAGCAAUGUUAUAACUACAGUGUUUCAAUCUCAAGACGCUCCUGGGCAUGGUUUCUCUGCAUCUUUCAUAAGCAGGUGUGGAGUAAAUUUCACUGGCCUUACAGGUCGCAUUGUUUCUCCCAACUACCCCAGCCAGUAUGACAACAACUUGAAUUGCAAUUACAUCAUUGAUGUGAGCCCACAGUCAUUUGUUAUCCUACAGUUUGAGACUUUUCAUUUGGAAUCUCCAGCAUUUUCAGGAAGAACUUGUGCUUAUGAUGGAGUGAAAAUCUUCCGUGGGACCAGGAUUACUUCAUACCCUGUUGCUACAAUGUGUGGCAAUGAGAUUCCUGGACCUAUGAGUACCUUUGGAUCCAUGCUGCUCAACUUCUACACUGACUCCCGUAUUGUAGGCCUUGGAUUUCUGGCAAAAUACAAAGUAAUCUCUUGUGGUGGCCUCUUCAAUGGAUCCUUUGGCACAAUCAGGAGCCCCACCCAUUCAAUUACUGAUUACCACAACAAUAUGAACUGCUCAUACCACAUCACAGUUGGAAACAACAAAGUGGUGGCACUCAAGUUUAAUGAUUUCCAUCUUGAAGCCUCUUCCUCCUGUUACAAAGAUUAUGUGGCUCUGUACGAUGGCUUGAACAUCUACACUCCAGUCCUUGGCAAAUUCUGUGGCUCAGAGCUUCCUCCAACUAUUAAGAGCUCCAGCAAUAACUUGCUCCUAGUAUUUAAGACUGACUUUUUUCAAGUAGCUGGAGGUUGGAAAGCAUCUUUCAGAGAGACAAUAGGACCUCAGCACGGCUGUGGUGGUUAUCUGACCAAUUCCAGUUACAGCUUUGGCUCUCCAGAUUCUGACAUGAAUGGCAGAUAUGACAAAAAUUUGGAUUGUGUGUGGAUCAUAGCUGCUCCUAUAAACAAGCAGAUCAACUUCACCUUCACCACAUUUUCUCUUGAAGCACCAUCAGCUCAAAGUUGCCGAUAUGAUUAUGUUAAUUUGUAUGAUGGAGAGAAUGAAAAUGCUAAUUUAGUUGGCACAUUUUGUGGCUCCACCAUUCCAGCUCCUUUUGUUUCUACCAGUAACUUCAUGACUGUGAAGUUUUCCACAGAUGUAUCUGUUGAAAGGGCGGGUUUCAACAUUACCUACACAACUGUGGAUAGACUGUGUGGAGGAAUAUAUAACGCAACUUCUACCCAACAGACUGCAAUGUCACCUAAUUUUCCAAAUGCAUAUCCACCAUUUACUGUUUGCGUUUGGAUCAUUGAUGCUCCUCCACAAGAAGAAGUCCAACUGGCAGUAGAGACAUUCCAUCUCCAUUCCAGCCAGGACUGCUCUCAGAAUUACCUGGAAUUCCAGGACCGCACAAUGAAUAACCGUGGACAAAUCCAUAGAUUCUGUAGCACUGAAACUUUUGCAAUCCCUGAGUUUUAUUCUCAUGGCCGCACUGUCAUUGUGACUUUCAGAUCAGAGGAAUAUAUGAUUAAUAAUGGAGUCAGGUUUACCUAUCAAGCUGCAGGUUGCAGCAGAGAAUAUAAUCAGUCAUUUGGUUAUCUGAAAAGUCCUGGCUGGCCUGGUCUUCAUCCCAAUAACCUGGAUUGUACCAUUAUUCUGCGAGCUCCGCUGAAUCACACAAUUUCUCUCUUUUUCCAUGCUUUCAAUCUGGAAGACACCCGGCAAUGUUCACAUGAUUUCUUAGAGGUCAGAAAUGGAAGUGAUGCCAGUUCCCCACUACUUGGCAGGUAUUGUGGAAAUACUUUGCCCAGUCCCAUCUUCCCUAAAAAUCAGGUUAUCUACCUACAUUUCAAGAGUGACAUUUUAGUUGCUCAUGAUGGAUAUGAGAUCACUUGGACUUCAUCACCAACUGGAUGUGGAGGAACCUUAUAUGGUGAAACUGGUUCAUUUACCAGCCCAGACUAUCCUGCAACUUACCAAAACAAUACUGAUUGUGAAUGGCUCAUUUUUGCCCCAAAGGGAAGAACCGUAAAAGUAAACUUUGUUUUCAUCUACAUUGAUGAUCCAGGUGACUGCAUUAGAAACUACCUGAUACUUUACAAUGGACCGAACGCCACCUAUCUCCCGACUGGACCAUACUGUGGCACAGAUACCAACAUUGCUUCAUUUACUGCUACAUCACAUCAAGUCUUCAUAAAAUUCCAUGCUGAAUAUGUAACUUUACCAUCAGGAUUCCUGUUAACUUGGACCAGCUAGAACCAUCGUUGCCAUGAAGUGCAUUUCCUCUGUACUUUGGUAAAUUGAAGAGAUUUUAGAUCAUAGAAUUAUGGUUUGAAAUAUGAUUGUGAUUAUUACAAGUUAAAAAAAUUACUUUAAGAACAGUU